This is a messenger RNA of Globicephala melas (long-finned pilot whale), 1140 nucleotides long. It is a transcript of the gene CABP5, whose product is annotated as calcium binding protein 5. Gene Ontology annotation, biological process: regulation of voltage-gated calcium channel activity. Lineage: Eukaryota; Metazoa; Chordata; Mammalia; Artiodactyla; Delphinidae. The record is from RefSeq and is a predicted model, not a curated record. Gene Ontology annotation, cellular component: cytoplasm. Gene Ontology annotation, molecular function: calcium channel regulator activity; calcium ion binding.
UUGAGAUUGGCGCCUGGUGAGCUCUGCCCUGCCCCCUCCAUGCAGUUUCCCAUGGGCCCCGCCUGCAUCUUCUUAAGAAAAGGCAUCGCUGAGAAACAGCGGGAAAGACCACUGGGACCAGAUGAGAUUGAAGAGCUCCGGGAAGCAUUUCUUGAGUUUGACAAGGACCGAGAUGGGUUCAUCUCUUGUAAGGAUUUGGGGAAUCUCAUGAGGACAAUGGGUUACAUGCCCACGGAGAUGGAACUGAUUGAACUGGGCCAGCAAAUCCGCAUGAACUUGGGUGGCCGUGUAGAUUUUGACGAUUUUGUGGAGCUGAUGGCCCCCAAAUUGCUUGCAGAAACAGCUGGGAUGAUUGGUGUCCAGGAGAUGCGAGAUGCUUUCAAGGAAUUUGAUGCCAAUGGAGACGGGGAGAUCACCCUGGGAGAGCUGCAGCAGGCCAUGCAGAGGCUCCUGGGAGACAAGCUCACUCCCCAGGAGAUCUCCGAGGUUGUCCAGGAAGCCGACAUUAACGGAGACGGCACCGUCGACUUUGAAGAGUUUGUGAAGAUGAUGUCUCGUUGAGGAGGUUCUGGAAUCCCACGUCACUCUCCACCUGGUCAACGUGGAUCAAGCCCUAGCGGAGGACCACAUCCCCAUGGGCCCUCAAAGGAGAGAGGGUGGGAGACUGGCAUUGCAGCGCUAUGGAUUGAGGUUAGACUAGAAACGAUAGCUUUGGCUAUCGUAGGGGUUAGAUGGGGUAGGAGUUACAUCUCUGGAACUGGUUUAAGACGGAAGAGUCUGCGUGUGGAAAUGUGAACAGAACAGUCUAGUUGCCACUCCCCAAAUUCCAAAGACUAAUGACAUCUUUGGACUUCACGUCAUCCUAAAUCCCUAUAACCUGCCAGAGUCUCUUCCCGCAGUUCCUCUGGGUUAAAGUCGUCUUUUCCCCUGUUAGACUCAAAGAGUUCAGCACAGAGUCUACCAUUCCCCCUUCUUGCUUCAACUGCUUCAAAUCUCCUCAGUUUCUUUCUCUCAGUAGAAGGAGGCAUGUCAAUCAUGAGGCUAGAAACAGCGUUCUUGAUAAGACUGGGCAUGGAACUGGUUAAUUAAAGAGGCAUCCAAGUGAGAUUACCACCCCACCCCCACCCCUCCUUGUUUUCU